AUUUGAGAUGACAUAGAAGAUAUAUGAAGCAAAAAAAGAGAUGGAAGCGAUGGAUAAAAAGUUGUUAGAAGCGAAAGAGGAAGCAAAAGAGAAUAACGAAGUGAUGGAGAGAAAAUUAUCGGAAGCAAAAAUGGAUAUGGAAGAAAUUAUAGUGGAUAAAGUGAAGGAAGGAAUACAAGCAUAUGUAGAGUCUUUAGGAAUUAAUAUUGAUGCAAAUUUAAAAUCAGAGCAGGUUCCUGAUAACCCACUUGAAGAUUGUCAACAACCAUCAUCACUUGUUCCAAGUAUUCACACAAGAAAGGCUAACAUGAUCAAGAAGACUGGAACUACCGUAGUUGGCACAAAUAAACAGAAGUGGGUAUGUUUGAAAAAACUACAAGAUCUUUCUUUUCUUUCAAAAGGAGGAAAAUUUCAUGUAUAUAAUUACUGCGUUUGCAUCAAUUCCUUAAUAUGUUUGUUUUUAGAAAAAUUCAAUAAGUCAUUUUUGAUAUUCCAUUUUGUUCUAGUUAAUGAGGAUCUAAUUUCUAUUAUUAUAUAG
Solanum tuberosum (potato) is the source of this 538-nucleotide messenger RNA. RefSeq lists its product as uncharacterized. Bases 41 to 538 code for a protein of 165 amino acids. The transcript is spliced from 3 exons. The record is from RefSeq and is a predicted model, not a curated record. NCBI's taxonomy places the organism in Eukaryota, Viridiplantae, Streptophyta, Magnoliopsida, Solanales, Solanaceae.